Molecule: messenger RNA, 2939 nt
Organism: Stegodyphus dumicola
Lineage: Eukaryota; Metazoa; Arthropoda; Arachnida; Araneae; Eresidae
Gene: Cap-G
Product: Chromosome associated protein G
Biological process (GO): mitotic chromosome condensation
Cellular component (GO): condensin complex; condensed chromosome
Source: RefSeq, a predicted model, not a curated record
UGUGUACUUUCAUUUUUCAUAUUGUUUCAAGUUAAAAAUAAGGACAAUGUGCAGGAAUUAUUGAUUGACAUACUUGAAUCUGUUCUUCAUGAAGCUGAUAAGACAGAAUUGGUGAAGAAAUUUUGUGACUUAUAUGAUUCUUUCAACGGCCAAGGUUUUAAGCCAAGCUUUGAAGAAGUUUUAAUGCUCAUCUUAAGUGACAAUAAAAGAAGUGCUGAUGUUCGCAAAAUGCUUAGAUUUAUCUCUGAUUGUGUGUUAACUUUGGAUAAUAAAUAUAAAACAGCACAUAGAAAAAGCAAUGGAACUGAAGAUGAGGAGGAAGAGGAAAUAAUGCAUCCUUUAUUAGAAUACCUGUUUCAAAUUUUAAAGCGUUGGUCUCGAGCAUCAUCUUAUACAGUGCGCUGUCAUGUCUGUCAGUUUCUUUAUAUGAUACUUACCAAUAUUCAAGAGAACGGUGUUGGAGAGAUAGCCAUGUCUGUAUAUGAUAACAUUGCAAAAAUUAUUGAAGAGAGAAGAAUAGAUGCUAGUGCUAUUGUGAGAAGUCAUGCUGUGUUAAUUGCUAAAUUUUUUCAAGAUCCAUCUAGUGUUAAUGAUCCUGUAAUUUCUGGUUUAUGUUGGCAGUUACAAAAUGAUCCUAAUGCACGUGUUCGGCAGAAUAUUGUCGAAAUUCUUGCUGCAUGUGAAGAAACUCUUCUGCCUCUUACAGGGCGAUUUCUUUAUGACCGAAAUGCUAAUGUCCGUAAUGCUGCCCUUCUCCACAUUUGUGAUAGGAUCAGUCCUCGUUCAUAUACAAACAAUCAGCGAAUACUAAUUUUGAAUCAGUGCUUUUUUGAUAGUUCAGAUAUAGUUCGUCGAAAUGUAGAAAAGCGUUUAAUACCAGUUUGGUUCAGAGCUUAUGGUGAUAAAAUAUGCAAUUUUCUGGGAAGUUUGCGAUCAGGAGCUGAUAGCCUUGAUAAUUUGAUGUUUAUGAACGGACUUUUGUUAUUAUUGCUGAAAAGUGUAAAAAUUGCAGAUGUGCUUGAAGAGUUGGAUUUAGAUGCAGAAACAGCUUUACCCAAAACUCCUUUAACUGGAGAAAGGAUAUUUUUAUGGCGUCACUUUUACAGAUAUGCUUUUCAUGAAGAAAAAUUAGCACAGUAUAUCCCACAGUUUGAAAAUCUGCAUGCAUUCAUUUUGAAGUAUUUUGAGAAUCUAUCUCUGGAAGAAGAUCAUGCUUAUAUUUUAAAUGAAUUCAUUUUGUUUCUUACUGAUAUCAAGAAUUUAAUAGGUGUUGAAAAAUGUGGGGAAUUUGUUUCUUUGAUAAUGAACCUUGUGAAAAAUCCUUUUGUAUCAAAAGAUAUAAUGCCAUAUGCUGUGACAUUAUAUGUAGCAUACUCUACUGGUAAAGAUACUAGUUAUGAAGAAUUAUUUCAAACUAUAGAAACGCUGCAAGCUAUGGCACAAUUUGCAGGAAAUGAGGGGAAAAAUAUGCUAUUGAAAUGUUUUGCUAUUUUUGAUGAAAUUCUUUCUCAAGAAGAUAUAGUGUUUACUGACAGAAUAACUACCAUCGAAAAGCAAUUGGUAGCUCCAUAUUUAAACUCUGAUGAUGCAGAUUUAAAAUCUGAAGCUAUAAAAGCUCUUUCUUUAUGCUGCUUGCAUAGUCUAGAAGAAGCACAAUAUUCUUGGCCUUUUUUCAUGGAAGAAAUUCGUGCAAAAUCUUCUAACAUUAGAAGUGUGCUUUUGAAGGGUAUCUUUGACAUUCUGAAGUGCCAUGGACAAAAUGUAUUUUGUGAAGCCGAAGAUAGGGAAGUGACAUUCAUUGACUUUUUAGAUGAUAUAUUAUCACAGUCAAGGGAUGAAACUGAAGAAAGAGACAUUAUAGUGAAAGGUAUCUUGAAAAUGUACACAGCCCAUCAUAUAUGGUCACCUCGUGUGUUAUCAAAAUUAAUGAUGCUGUUGUAUCAUCCUGAUGAGAAUUAUUCUGCAAGAAAAUAUGUUAAUUGUUUUCUACAAACCUAUGGACAUUCAAGGGAAGAAGUUGAAUGUCUGGUAAAAUCUUUCUUGGCCAUAAUCAACUUGCUAUUUGAUUCUGAUAAAUCUAGUCCAUAUCACAAUAUCAGCAUCAAAACAACUGCUCUGGAAUUGGUAGAAUUUUCAAAAGAGUACGAACAUUCCGAAGAGUUCUCAUUUAAGGAAAAAUUUCAAGACCUACUUGUUUUAAAAUUGACAAAAGGUUUUCUGAAGAAACCUUGGCGACUCUCAUCCCUAGAUUUAUAUAAUAUUUGUAGUGGAAUUAUGCCAAAAGAUCAUGAAAAGUUACUCAAGUUGAAAGAAAAUAUUAAAAUAAUUAUUGAGAGCCUUCAGUCGGCUAUAUUUCAACAAACAAAUCCCUAUUCUAAAAGAAGUAUACGAUUUUUCUCAAGUUACAUAAAAAAGAUUCAAGCUGCUAUAGAUGCAGAGCCUCCAGUGGAAGCAAAUGAUGAUUAUACAAUAAAAUCAGCUAUACCUGUAGAACUUCUCAUGAAUACAGAUAAUGAAGAUCAAGAAGCAGCAGUACCUUCACGGAAAUCCUUUACAUCAGAAAAGGUAUCAGCUAUACAUACAGAAUCUCUUGUGGAUACAAAUAAUGAAUGUCAAGCAACAUCAUUUGCACAGAAAUCCAAUACAUCAGAAAAUGAAAGCCAACUUGAAGCAAGAAUUCAACAUAAAAAUUCCACAUUUGUGCAAGAUCAUUCAGCUGCAAGUUCUCCCAUAUAGUCAGACUUUAAAGCAGCAGUUAUAAGCAGUCCUGAAUAAAGGAAGGGAACUUUAUUUAUGUAUAUAAUUUUUAAUAUUGCCUAUUCAAAAGGUUCUAAGGAUAUUAGGCAAAUCAUAACUGUAUGAAAUUAAUUUAAUAUCACUUCUAAGUGAAUACUGGUGUCAACUUCAUAAAUGAUAUUAAAUAUAUUUUUGUUAAAGCA